AUGGUCCCUUUACAUGAGGACAGCCAGGAGGAGGGCAUCUGCCCUAUCUGUCAGGAGCACCUGAAGGAGGCCCUGAGCACUGACUGCGGACACCUCUUCUGUCGGGUGUGCCUGGCCCAGCAUGUGGAGAAGGCCUCAUCCUCCGGAGUCCUCUGCUGCCCCCUCUGCCGGCAGCCCUGUUCUGAGGGGGUGCUGGGGACAGGCUAUGUUUGCCACAGCCACCAGAAGAGGGUGUGCAGGUUCUGUGAGGAGACCACACUCCUUCUGUGUGAGGAAUGCCUGGAGUCCCCUGAACACAGGAUUCAUCGUGAGCUGGACGUCGAGAACGCUCUCAGCCACUACAGGGAACGACUCAACCGCAGAAGCAGGAGACUCAGAAAGGACGUUGGAGAACUCGAGCGGCUCAAGGCUCAGGAGGAGGAGAAACUGCAGGUGCUACUGGUAGACCACGGGAACCACAGGCUGGAGAACCAGCCUCAAACGGAAGGACAGCCGGACGCCCUUCCCCGGCAGCAGCUGGCCCAGCUGGAGGAUGUGCCGGCAGUGGUGGCCAGAAUUGGCGACAUCUCCAGGGCAAUUGCGCGGCUCAGCAGCCUGGUGACUGACCUGGAGAGGAUGGCCAAGGAGCUAGACAUCAGCACACUGAAGAAUGCCAGUGACAUAUUAAAAAGGUAUGAGCCAGCCUUCCUUCUUUUCCGCGUGUGCACACGCUGCAAACCCGUUCAACAUAGACACGCACUGGGCUUCGUCAAGAUCAGGGAGACCCGCUGCUCCCCUAACUUUUGUACCUUUGUGCUAGACGACCAUCCAGCCCCCAAUCAGGCCUACCUGGUGCUCCUUCAGGCCUGCAACCUCCCCAGAAUGUUCCCGUUUCCUCCCCCCCACAUCUGUGAUGGCUGA
Messenger RNA from Tupaia belangeri chinensis (Chinese tree shrew), 900 nucleotides. RefSeq names its product tripartite motif containing 40 (gene TRIM40). The transcript has 5 exons. The record is from RefSeq and is a predicted model, not a curated record. Gene Ontology annotation, molecular function: zinc ion binding. Bases 1 to 900 code for a protein of 299 amino acids. Lineage: Eukaryota; Metazoa; Chordata; Mammalia; Scandentia; Tupaiidae.